UCGUACUGAACGUGACAUACGCGCCAUUUUACGUUCGUUGCAGAAGCUUGGUGGCUGAGAUCUGAUCUUGUAUCUCUGUGAACACCACGACCGCGACAGAAUUGCGUUGAAUUCAAGUCAUGUCGAACGGCAGCGGGGAUCACGAUGAUGAAGGAUACGUCGUUAAGAUGCGCGGACUUCCAUGGUCCACCACUGUGGAUGAGAUCAUGAAGUUCUUUGGUGACUGCUCUAUUUCUAACGGUAAAAACGGAGUACACAUGACUAUGUCGCGUGAAGGACGACCCAGCGGCGAAGCUUAUGUAGAAAUGGAUACUCCGGAGGAUAUUGAGAAAGCUUGCAAGCGAGACAGAGAUCAUAUGGGUCAUCGAUACAUCGAAGUAUUUAAAGCCAAACGUGGUGAGAUGGAAUGGGUCGUGAAAAGGAGCGGCCUAAACUUGGAGAACGCGAUGGACGACGGUUGUGUGAGAUUACGCGGUCUCCCAUUUGGUUGCUCGAAAGAGGAAAUUGCACAGUUCUUCUCAGGGUUGGAGAUAUUGCCGAACGGGAUUUCGCUACCUACAGACUACACGGGCCGCAGUACUGGGGAGGCUUACGUUCAAUUUGUUAACAAAGAUGUUGCGGAGCGCGCUCUGCAGAAACACAAGGAAAAGAUAGGACACAGGUACAUCGAGAUCUUCCGCAGCAGUUUAUCCGAGGUACGCGCCAGUAUCGGGCCGAAAAUGCGCGGUGGUCCCAUGGGUGGCUUCAAUCAGAGGCCCGCGCCAUACACUCGCGGCGAUCGCUUCGGCGGGAUGAAUCGUUUCAGCAACAACGGCAGAGGAUCCAGAAACAGAGGUAAUUUCUCUUGGCAUGUCCUUCACAACCCACGAGGAAGCCGUGAAAGCAACGUGCAAAAUUUUGACAACGGCCCAUGGGGGAACGGGAAUAACUACGGAUCUCGCGGUGGUAACAUGGGGAUGCGCGGCGGCAUGGACAUGAAAGGCGGUAAUUACAGAGGUAGCGGUGACUCCUGGGGCGGUAAUUCGGGCGUUCACAGUAUUCACAUGCGAGGAUUGCCAUUCAAAGCGACGGAACAGGACAUAGCCGACUUCUUCAGACCGACCGAGCCGGUAAACGUUCGUAUUAUCAUGGAAAAUGGUGGUCGUCCAUCGGGAGAAGCCGAUGUGGAGUUCGCAACCCACGAGGAAGCCGUGAAAGCAAUGUGCAAAGAUAAAAGCCACAUGUCGCACAGAUACAUCGAACUGUUCCUGAAUUCCACCGGUGGCUCAAGCGGUAUGUCACUAAGUGGCAUCGGCAAUUUCUGCGGAGGCUUAGGCAACAACUUCAGGCCAGGAUACUCGCCGAAUCGGGGCUUCAGUUCGCAGUUGGGAGGCAAUAAUUACAAUAGUUUUUGAGACCGGGCAAUGCGUUUUUAACGCUGUGAACGACGUUGUAAAACGGUCGAAGAAUCAAAGUGGAUUGCUGAUCACACAAACCACACAUCUAAAAUCAUACCGAUGCAAUAUUCGAAUUCAUGAGAACUUUCUUUUUCUUUAAUUAUAUCUUACAUAUUAAUCGUAAACCAAACCAAUAGUGUGUAAGUACCAGCUUAUUCUUUUUUCUCUCUCUUUUCUUUCCUUUAAAAGAAUAGAACAUAUUUCUAUUGGAAAUACUCUGUAAGUGUGUGUGGAACACACAUCGUUGAAGUAUCGCGAAGAAAAAAGUGCCUAAGGGCAAAAAGUUGCAAUUUUAUUUUAUUUUUGGUAUCGUAUGUGUGUCAUUCUUUUUCUUGUCAAAUAUAUAUAGUGCAAAUUGCAAGCGAAAAUUAUUGCAAGGCAUCGAGGAAGAUUGGAAAAACAUGUUUGGUGAUAUUAGGAGAAAUGUUUUCUUUUUGUUUCACGACGAUGUUCAUCUUAGCGCAGCAUACGAUCUGUUCUGAUCUAGUGUCGAACGAUUAGAAUAAUCAUUUCUCAUGAUACGUAGCUAUUGUGUUACAUAUCAUAAUAGCUUUGAUGCGAGCUUAGACGUGAUGUUUGUCGGUGUGCGUCGAAUUGUAGCGUGCAAGCUGAAGCGCAAAGUAUACAAUUGUAAUAUACACGACUGAUUAAUAGUUUGCGAUUGUACCUCAACAAAUUUAUCGUAUAUUUACAUACCAUGAUGUGCAGGAUACAUAGAAUUCAGAGCACUCAUUCAAACACAUUCAUCUUUCGUCAUGGCGCGAUAUUGUACUAUACUGCGAUCUUCGAGGUAUCUUGGAAGUAAGUCAUAGUUCUUAUAUAGAUAUUGGUGUUAAUGAACUAUAUAAGAAAGUGCCAGCUGUGGCAAGUGUCGAUGUUACGUGAAUCUUAAAGAUAAGUGCAACUUCGGUUUAUAUUCUCUGAAAUAUUUGAAUAAAAAAAAAGCAAAUACCAACAA
Molecule: messenger RNA, 2394 nt
Organism: Dinoponera quadriceps
Lineage: Eukaryota; Metazoa; Arthropoda; Insecta; Hymenoptera; Formicidae
Gene: glo
Product: heterogeneous nuclear ribonucleoprotein H2
Exons: 9
Coding region: 120-1394 (424 amino acids)
Biological process (GO): regulation of RNA splicing
Cellular component (GO): ribonucleoprotein complex; nucleoplasm
Molecular function (GO): RNA binding
Source: RefSeq, a predicted model, not a curated record